UAAUUAGUUUUGUUUUUAUUCCAUAACACACAUCAUUUCAACUAAUGUGUAUCACCUAAUCCAAGAGACCUCCCUUAUAACAACAGUGCCCAAUUUAUAUUGCAAUAUUUUUCCAUUUAGUCCUCUGUUCUUGUUCGAUCUCGCAACCGAUAAUUAUAAAUAAAAUAAAUAAAUGACGAACUACGGCUCGAUUCCGACGUCGUCUCAUGCUUCGCCGGUGGUGGAUCACGAGUCAAUCUCACGCGCCAAGCAACGUAUCAAAGCCGGUCUAGCCACGCGCCGGCCAUGGAGAGUGAUGUUCGAUUUCCACUCCAUGGGAAUCCCUCGCGGCGGCGUCUCCGACGCUUUCUCCGGGAUCAAGAAGAACCUCGUCUAUUUCCAGACGAAUUACGCGAUCGUCGUAUUGAUCGUCCUCUUCCUCGGCCUUAUCAAGCAUCCGACGUCGCUCAUCGUCUUGACCGUGUUGGUCUUCGUGUGGGUCUUCCUUUACUUCCUCCGUGACGAGCCUAUCAAGCUUUUCCGGUAUCAGAUCGACGAUCGGACGGUCUUGCUUUCUCUGACGUUGUUAACCAUCAUUCUGCUGUUCUUGACCAACGCGACGUUGAACAUCGUCGGUGCGUGUUUGGUCGGAGCUGUGCUGAUUUUGAUCCAUGCGGUGGUUAGGAAGACGGAGGAUCUUUUCUUGGAUGAAGAGGCGGCCACGGCUGAGACUUCUGGGCUGACGUCAUACCCCUCGUCUUAAAUCGAUUAUUAUCGAUCUUUAAUGCUUCUUUUUUGUAUAUUUCCUUUUAUAUUGUUGUUUAUCAUGUAAUAAUUUAAAAUUUUAUCGGUGUGAGUUUUCUUUUUGAGGAUUGAUGUAAUGAAAUACGAUCUGAAAGAUUUUAAA
Messenger RNA from Eutrema salsugineum, 886 nucleotides. RefSeq names its product PRA1 family protein F3. Gene Ontology annotation, cellular component: endoplasmic reticulum; Golgi apparatus. The coding region runs from base 173 to 742 and encodes 189 amino acids. Gene Ontology annotation, biological process: vesicle-mediated transport. NCBI's taxonomy places the organism in Eukaryota, Viridiplantae, Streptophyta, Magnoliopsida, Brassicales, Brassicaceae. The record is from RefSeq and is a predicted model, not a curated record. The transcript has a single exon.